Aethina tumida (small hive beetle) is the source of this 1353-nucleotide messenger RNA. It is a transcript of the gene Tcs4, whose product is annotated as tRNA N6-adenosine threonylcarbamoyltransferase, mitochondrial. The record is from RefSeq and is a predicted model, not a curated record. Gene Ontology annotation, cellular component: mitochondrion. The transcript is spliced from 6 exons. NCBI's taxonomy places the organism in Eukaryota, Metazoa, Arthropoda, Insecta, Coleoptera, Nitidulidae. Gene Ontology annotation, biological process: tRNA threonylcarbamoyladenosine modification. The coding region runs from base 232 to 1329 and encodes 365 amino acids.
UCCAAAUCAAAACACCCCAUAAAUUUAAAAUGCUGGGGAACUGUCGCCUAAACGGCUUAAUGAGGCAUUUAAGCCGUGUAAAAAAACGUUACUACAGAUCCCACUCAACAAAUCAACGCGGCAUUAUACUGGGUAUUGAAACUUCGUGCGACGACACCGGUUGCGCAAUUGUGGACACCGACGGCCACAUCUUGGGUGAAUCUCUACGCUCCCAACAUCUAGUACACCUCAAUGUGUGGCAGCAAUGGUGGAAUCAUCCCCCCGAUAGCUCAGGACUUGCACAGGCAAAACAUUGAAGAUGUUGUCAAUGAAGCUGUGACGCAGGCGGGAAUCUCGUUUAAGGAUAUUGAUGCAAUUGCCACGACUGUUAAACCAGGUUUACCAUUGUCGCUCUUGAUUGGCAUGAAAUAUGGCAAACAUUUGUGUAGAAUUCACAAGAAACCGUUCAUGCCUAUCCACCACAUGGAAGCACACGCUUUGACGGCACGAAUGCACGACAAAUCUGUACAAUUUCCUUUCGUCGUUUUACUUAUAAGUGGUGGACAUUGUUUGGUGGCAAUUGCUAGGAAAGUUGACGACUUUUUGUUGCUGGGCGAAAGCAUUGAUGAUGCUCCAGGGGAAGCUUAUGAUAAGAUGGCAAGAAGAAUGAAGCUGAAAAACGUGCCAGAAUACUCAAAACUAUCAGGUGGACAAGCUGUAGAAUUAGCUGCUGCUAAGGCGGAUGAUCCGCUUCAAUUUAAAUUUACAACACCAAUGUUGGCUUAUAAAGAUUGUAAUUUUAGUUUGGCUGGCAUUAAAAAUCAAGUUUUCAGACACAUUGUACAACAAGAGAAAGAACACAAUGUUGCAGCAGAUGGUUUGAUACCAGACAUCAACAACUUAUGUGCUGGCUUCCAAUUGGUGAUAACAAGACAUUUGUGUCACAGAUUACAAAGAGGUAUCGAAUAUGCGGAGAAAAACGGUUAUAUUUUACCCGAAAAUAGAACUCUGGUAGUCUCUGGAGGCGCAGCUUGUAAUAAUUUUAUUGCUGAAGGCGUAAAAAUGGUUUGUGAUGAGUUGGGGUACAAAUUUGUUAGGCCACCUCCUAAAUUAUGCACUGACAAUGGUGUCAUGAUUGCAUGGAAUGGUGUUGAAAGGUGGAAAGCAAAUAUUGGAAUUUAUGAGGAUUUUGAACAUAUUGAGAUAGAAAAAUCUUGUCCUUUGGGUACAAGAUUGAUUGAAGACGUUGCUGAGCAAAACUUAAGUUGUAAAUGGGUGAAAUUAACAAGGCUAAACAAACCUCAACAUAGUUGGAAAACAGAGACAGACUUAAAUGUAGUUUGUAAUUAAAUAAAACUAGUCUAAAUAACGUUA